GACGUAAUUUUGGGUGACUAACAUUUAUUUGAUAUUAAUAAUAAUUUGCGUUUGUUGUUACCAUUUCAGUGUUAUAUUUAAUGCUUGUAAUGUUAUGUAAAUAUAAAUUAGAUUUAUUUAUUGAAAAAAAAAUCUUUUAAAUUAAAACUAUAGGCUCCACUUCCAUGUAUGAUCAAAGUGACAAGGCAGUUCCUUGAACUUGGCAUUUUAAAUAAAUUGCAAUUUACGUAUAAAACCAUUUUUUAUUUAGUACCAUUGCAAAGACAAUCUCUAUUUAUUCAACAUAUAUAAUGAAUGUGAGUAUUAGGCCCACGUCAUUUUGGUGUCUGCAAAAGUAAGUGACAGCACUUCCACCUUUUCUGUAGAAUGACCCACUCCGCAGUGGGGAUGCGAGGCUCCGGCGCUAACAGUCCACGAGCGUGCUCCACUAGCACUUUUGUGUGCACAAACUAGAGGGGGACAGCAAACACCAGUGUAAUUUUGGUGACAGUACGAUUAUCUUCGACAAAGUUGGGGUGCCAAAUCCGGCAGCACCAACACCUGGCCUUCCAACAGUUUCUCACCUGCUGAGCCCAGAGUAAAAUGUUUUUGUAUUUCUUUACUCAUUCCCGUAUUUAUUCCUGUAGGCCUAUUUUAUUUUACUCAUGUCAUGUUCUGUCCUCCAUACCUGUGUGCUCGUUGUGUGCUUAAAUGUACAAAUUCACACCAAAUCAUCACAGCAAGACCUAUACUGUAGUUGGGUGUUCAAUGUUUUAAAAACAAUUUGGUGGUCCAGAGGUAUAUAUGCAUUGGUUAUUCAUGCAGGUGCUGGAGGUUCAACACCCAGGGGAGGGAGAUGUUUUGUCUUCUAUGCUGAUGUUAAACCUGAUUAUUACAUGUGCUAAACAUAAGGACAAUGUGUAAAGAGCUGAGUGCUUAAACUGAAUGGACUUUUUUUGUGCAUCUUUAAUGACAAUGCUUUUUGCUACUAACAAUACAGAUCGGCUGGACAAUCCUCAAUUCAGUUUGAAACAUUUUAAAAGAUCAAUCAAUUACAUUCUUUGGGGACCUUAUCCAACUACAAUGAAGAUAUGUGUCAUUAACCGAUCAGCGCCGAAAAUGAACGAAGCGCUGCUCGGAAGCAUCAUCGGAAACAUGGCGGCCAAGGCGCUCCGGCAGCGCACCAGGCGAGGCAGCAGACAAGAUGCAAACAACGUGAACGUCCCCGCAGAAGCUCGGACACCGAAAGAGGAGAAAAGUGGCGAUGACAGUAAAACUGCAGAAGCUCGGCAAGAGUCAGUAAGUCGUGCAGGGCAGGUAUGGGCUCCAGAAGGUUCAACUGCAUUUAAAUGCCUGCUCUCCGCACGAUUCUGUGCAGCCUUGCUCAGCAACAUCUCCGACUGCGAUGAGACCUUCAACUACUGGGAGCCUAUGCACUACCUGCUGUACGGUACAGGGAUGCAAACAUGGGAAUAUUCUCCGCUCUACGCCAUCAGGUCGUACGCUUACCUAUGGUUACAUGCUCUUCCUGCAUGUUUGCACGCCCAUGUUCUACAGACAAACAAGGUGUUGGUCUUCUACUUUGUACGAUGUGUCUUAGCAUUCUCCUGCUGUGUCUGUGAACUCUACUUCUACAAGGCGGUUUGUAAGAAGUUUGGUCUGCAUGUGGGCCGUCUCAUGUUAGCAUUCCUGGUCCUGAGCACAGGGAUGUUCUGCUCGUCUGCAGCAUUCCUGCCUUCCUCUUUCUGCAUGUACACGACGCUGGUUGCGAUGACGGGCUGGUUUCAGGACUCGACACCGUUGGCUAUUAUGGGAGUCGCUGCUGGUGCCAUCGUCGGAUGGCCGUUCUCUGCUCUGAUUGGGAUUCCCAUCGCCUUCGACCUGCUGGUGUUAAAGAGGCAGUGGAAAAGUUUUAUCAUCUGGUCGGUUGUUGCUCUGCUUGUUCUGCUGGUUCCCCUGGUGGCAGUAGACUCUUUCUUUUAUGGCAAACUGGUCAUAGCUCCACUCAAUAUCCUACUUUAUAACGUCUUCACACCACAUGGACCUGAUCUGUAUGGUACAGAGCCGUGGCAUUUCUAUUUUACAAAUGGGAUCCUGAACUUCAACCUGGUGUUUGCUCUGGCUCUGUUCUCUCUGCCCCUCACCGCUCUGAUGGAGACUCUGUUACACAGGUUCAAUGUGCAGAACCUGGGCCGUCCAUACUGGCUGACUCUGUCUCCCAUGUAUCUGUGGAUGUUGGUUUUCUUCACCAGAGCUCAUAAAGAAGAACGUUUCCUGUUUCCCAUCUACCCUCUCAUCUGCCUCUGUGGGGCAGUGGCUCUCUCCUCUCUACAGAAAUGCUACCACUUCCUGUUCCAGCGGUACCGGCUGGAGCACUACACGGUCUCCUCCAACUGGUUGGCUUUAAGUGCAGUCGUGGUCUUCUCAGUGCUGUCCCUGUCUCGCUCUGUCGCCCUCUUCAAAGGCUACCACGCCCCUCUAGACCUGUUCCCAGAGUUUCAUCGCAUCGCUAAGGACCCGGCUCUUCACGCAGUCCCUGAAGGCCGACCUGUUAGUGUGUGUGUGGGGAAAGAGUGGCACCGAUUCCCAAGCAGCUUCCUACUGCCGAACAACUGGCGACUGCACUUCAUUCAGUCUGAGUUCAAAGGGCAGCUGCCUCAGCCGUACGCCUCCGAUCCGCUGGCCACACAGAUCAUCCCGGCUCAUAUGAACGACCAGAAUCUGGAGGAGCCUUCCAGAUACAUGGAUCUACGGCAGUGCCACUACGUAGUAGAUCUGGACACGGAGGAAGAGACGCCACUGGAGCCACGUUAUGCUCUUAACAAAGAGGACUGGAACAUCAUCGCCUUCAAGCCUUUCCUUCAAGCAUCAAGGUCACAUCCCCUCUUCAGAGCGUUCUACAUCCCGUUUGUAUCUGAACAUCACACCACCUACAGGCGCUACGUCAUCUUGAAACCACGGCGGCAAAAGCAGUCUCGUAAGCGGACCCAUGGCUGACCUCUGUACCUUAACCUGGCCCCAAGAACAAAAUCUUACAUCGAAAAUCAAUAACUUUCCCUCAAAACAACCGGUAUUUGUGUGUGUGUGUGGACAUGUAAGCAUGUAUGUGUUUUGAAGUAUUUUGUCUCUUGACUCAUUUGAAGAUAUCAAACCCUUUAAGGACAUUAUGACUGUGUUAUGUGUGUGAAGCGAAAAUGUUGUUGUUUUUUUAUCUCAAUUUGUGUGUCUGUCAGUGUGUGUUUCUCAGUGUGUAAAUGUAUGUCUUACAGUGGAAGAACACUACAAGAUUUUACUGUAUUUAGCGCAGGACAGGCACACAAACAUAUUUCCUUUUCAUACUUUAUUUUAAAAUGUGGCCUGAAUGGAAUCUUUUUUGCUGAAUUGUGAGCCAAAUCUUGUAGUGUUUGCUCCUCUGCACCUGAACAGUAUCUUAAUGUGUGAGUGUUGGAGAUGAAUGAAAGGGACUGUGCGUUAUUAAUUUAACUUUGGAAUGUGAAUAAAAACAUGAUUGACUGCCA
Gymnodraco acuticeps is the source of this 3497-nucleotide messenger RNA. RefSeq names its product ALG9 alpha-1,2-mannosyltransferase (gene alg9). The record is from RefSeq and is a predicted model, not a curated record. NCBI's taxonomy places the organism in Eukaryota, Metazoa, Chordata, Actinopteri, Perciformes, Bathydraconidae. Bases 925 to 2976 code for a protein of 683 amino acids. Gene Ontology annotation, biological process: protein N-linked glycosylation. The transcript has 15 exons. Gene Ontology annotation, cellular component: endoplasmic reticulum membrane. Gene Ontology annotation, molecular function: alpha-1,2-mannosyltransferase activity.